Purpureocillium lilacinum is the source of this 1059-nucleotide messenger RNA. Lineage: Eukaryota; Fungi; Ascomycota; Sordariomycetes; Hypocreales; Ophiocordycipitaceae. The record is from RefSeq and is a predicted model, not a curated record.
AUGGCGUCCGACUCUCAGGAAGCGAUUGUCAUUGUCGGGGCGGGCAUCAUCGGCCUCGAUGUCGCCCUCGUUCUCGCCGAGCGCGGACUCGGACCCCGCAUCACCGUCUACGCGGAGCACCUUCCGGGCGACACCUCGCCAAACUACACCUCGCCGUGGGCCGGGUGCAACUUUUCUGGCAUCUCGGGCAGCGACAAGAACGCGCUCCGAUGGGACAAGCUGGGCUACGCGCACCUGAUGCGCCUGGCUGCCGAGCGCGGGCCCGAGGCGUACGUGAAGCGGACGCAUUCCGUCGAGUACUGGGACUCGGACGCGCCGCGAGACAAGAUCCGGGCCAUCUCCGAGUACCUUGAGGAUUUUCGCGUCAUCCCCGCCGACGAGCUCCCAUCGGGAGUCGAGUACGGCCUCUCCGCCACGACGGUGACCGUCAACGCGCCCAAGCACAUCGAGUACUUGUUCAGACGGCUGCGCGACCAGCACGGCGUGCGCUUCGUGCGGCGCAGGUUGGACUCGAUCGACGCGGCGUUUGCGAGCCCUGCGACGAGGGUCGUCUUCAACUGCACGGGCAAUGGGGCGCGCACGCUUCCCGGCGUCGAGGACAGCAAGUGCUUUCCCACGCGCGGGCAGGUCGUGCUGGUGCGCGCGCCGGCCGUCAAGAGCAACGUGAUGCGCCACGGGCGCGGGUACGAGACGUACAUCAUUCCGCGACCGUAUUCGAACGGCAACGCGAUUCUGGGCGGGUACAUGCAAAAGGGAGUCUUCGACGCGUCGACGUACGCGCACGAAAGCGAGUCCAUCGUCUCGCGCACGACGGGGUUGAGCAGCGAGCUGCGGGAGGGCGGGCUCGAGGUCCUCGCUGCGUUUGCGGGCAUGCGGCCGUCGCGGGAGGGCGGCACUCGCGUCGAGCGGGAGGAGAGGCGCGGUCGGGCCCUGGUGCACAAUUACGGCGCCGGAGGCACGGGGUUCCAGGCCGGCUAUGGGAUGGCACUUGACGCGGUUGAGGCCGCCGACGAUGUGCUGCGGCAGCUGAAGAGCGAUGGACCGCGAUCGCGGCUGUAA